AGUUAGUUGAUAUUAUUAUAUUUUUACUUAUAACAAUUAUUAUUAUUGAUAACGACGGCCGCAGUCAUACCAUUCGAGUAUGGCAUGCUCGAACAUUUUUUUAUCCGUCGUGGCGCGUCUUAUCGCCUAAUCGUUCCUUAUCAAACGCUGAUCGUAGCAAUUCGCAGUUUUUCUCAACUCACAGUAGCGCACCACCUACAGCCAUUAUUUCGUCUUCCGUCGGUCUCAGAGGCUUAGACUUUUUUUUUUUCACUCGCCCCUCGUCCCUAGCCGCCGAACGAACCGAUCCACCGACGCUAUGUGGAGUCCCACGCACGUACAGGUCACAGUUCAGAGGACCAGGGGCUUAAACUUCAAGAACAAAAACGCCAAAAAUGAUCUAUUUGUUACCAUUGGUUUGGGGAAAGAAAAAUAUCAAACAUCGCCAAAAGAAAAAGCAAUUGAUACAGAUUUAACAGAAUGGCAUGAAGUUUGUGAAUUACAAAUUCCUAAACAAGGAAAUACUGCUGAAUUAGUAUUAAGUGUACUACACCGAAAUUUUUUGGGACUUGACCAAUUUUUAGGUCAGACAACAAUACCUUUGGCUGAUAUUGAUGUUUACGAACGUCCAAAAAGCAAAUGGUAUCCUUUAAAAAGCAAAAAUGGACAAGAAAACAAAGAACGUGGUGAGUUGCAGGUCAAAAUAGCAUUCACAGUUAAAUCUGGAAGUCUGCGAGAUCUUAGCAAGAAAGAAAAACAUAGAUUAUCUGUAGGGCAAUUAUCUCACACAGCUUCUAAUAUCAGUGGUAGUUUGAUGAGCAUUAGUAGUGUCGAUAAAAAAUCCUUUAAGAAGCUUGCCAAGACAAUAACGGGAAAAAUUAAAAGAGAAAAAAAAAUCCAAGAAAUAUCAUCCUCCAGUAUUAAUUUAAGUGUAGAAAAUCCAAACAAAGUAAACUCUUCACAAGCAGGAUAUGAUGCCGAUCCAGGUGUUAUCAGUGAUGAUGAUGAUUUUGCACUUGAAGAUUUAUCGCACAAGGGGUCAGCUUGCUCUUUAGAGACAUCUGGUCAAUCCGAUCGCAAAGGAGUGAAUAGUUCACCUAUUAGCGGGUUAACAUUACAUAUGCAUGGGUCAGUUGAAAGUGUUAGUAACUCAGAUACAAUGAACAAAUCUCCAGUUAUGAAUCGUUCACCAGUUUCUCAGACACAAGAUGAAUGGCAAAGAAAACUGUACAAAAACAAGGAUAAUAAUACAUUAAAACUUUCUGACACUCUCAAAACAAAAUUGAAAGAUGCUGUAGAUGUGCCAAUCAGUCAUGAUAGAACUAAAGAUAAAAGUCCAACGCCAUCUCUCAAAAAUAGUCCUAAAGUUCAAAAGAAGCAUCCAAUUUCACCACUUGAUGACCGUUCUUUUAAUAAUAAGGAAUCCAACCAUGAUAAUGACACAUUACCAAAGAGCAAGUCGGCGUUGUCCUCGUGGAACAAAGCAUAUGAGCGCAUCAUCAUCGGCAAGGAAAAAGAUUCCAAAGAUUCCAAUCACCAAAAUUCGCAUUCUAAACACUCAUCAGAAGUGCUUCAAAAGUUUGAUGGCAAAUCCAGAGAUGACUUGAUUGAAAUGGUAAUUCAGUUGCAAACUAGUUUGCGCGAUGAGAGCAAACAGAGAACCGAACUAGAAGAGUACUUGGACAAGCUGCUGCUGCGCGUCAUGGAAACUUCACCAAAAAUCUUGCAAACGCCUUACAUUUGUUACAAGCGCAGAGUAUAGUAUUAUUAUUUUACCAAACAAUAGUGACCGGACCGAAAAUGUAUUAUUUUUUCUAUUAUUUUAUUAAAUAAUUGUAAUCAUUUUUUUUUCAACACAAAUGAGAUAGCUUGACUCGCCAAUUAGGUGGUGGUACGCCCGACUGUAUUAUUAAUGGCGAGCCUUUAUAAAAUAUUUUUUCAACCAUUACAAAUAGUAGAAUUGUUAACACUUCUUGUUGAAUUAACACAUGUAUAUUUUUAUACUUAACACCAAAUAUGUAAUUUUUUUUUUUAACUGUAUUUUGUUGUUUUUGGGAUUUACAGCAUCAAAAGUCAAAACGAUGUAGCCAUUUAAAUGUAUGUCACGGUUAUUAUGUUAUUUUUCUAUCAUUACUCGAUUAAUUGUUUGAUUAUUUCACGAUUUGCUUGUUAUUUUUAUUAGACAAAUUACUAUUAUACAUACAUAGUGUAGGUGUGUAACAGCAGAUAUAUUUUUUUUACUUGUUUUGUUAUUUUACAGUUAUUUUUUAUAACAAUUUUAUGACCUUGAUAAUUGUAGUAAUUUAUUAUUAUAUAUUUUUAUGCCAUAAUAGAAGGCAUAAAUAAAACAUACAGUGUAACAAAGUUUUAAAUUGUUUUUGCCGUAAAUAUGUUGAGUUGAUUUGUUUAAAAGGCAUAUCAUAUUUAUUUAUUUUAAUGAUGGAAACAGAACUCGCUGCCUAUUGUGUGAAACAAUUUUUUUAUAACUACUAUUUAAGUGUAACCUAAUGUUGUGAUUUUUGUAUGUGCUAUUUUUUGUAUAAGAAUAAUCUAACCGUCCCUUGUAACUAACAUUAAUUUUAUAAUUUUAUAAUACUGCUCAUUGUAUACACAAUGAAUGCGCAUAUUGUCAUCCGUAUACAUAAUUGUCUUACCUUAUAAGACAUUAUGUUAUCAUUUUAAUUUUGUUAUCAAUCAUGUUAUCUGUUUCUAAUAUUACUAACAUAUCAGGGUGUUAUUCAUAGACCUUAUACUAGUAUAAGGCCUAUGGUGUUAUUAUGACAUUAUGGAUUAUAGAUUAUUUAUUUAAUAUUAUUAAAAAUAAUUAGUGAUAUAAGUAUUUUUAAGUAUUAUGUUACUUUAGUGCAUGUGUUAGCAAAAAUCAAACUUUAUUUUGAAUCCAGAACAUAGAAAAGAAAAAAACUGUAUCACCAGUAAUGUCCAACUUGAAUGUUUGAGUUCACUCAUAAAUAUUUGUGUUUUUUAUUUCUUCCGUCUGUGAUAAAAACAAUUAUUUUAUUUAUUCAUUUUUUCCAGAAUAAUUAUUCAAAUGCUGUACAUGUAAUUGAUGUUUGAUAUAUUUUUUUUAUUUUUUAGAAUGUAUUCAGUUUCUAGACUUUAAUAUUUUUUAUUUUAUUUUUUAAUUCAUCAUUUAGGCUUUUUAAAACCCUUUUAGAUAACAAUUGCUGACCCCUUGGUGUAGAACAUGUGAUAGCAAUUAAUUAUAUCUAUUGCAUCACAAUAAACUAACUUAGUUAAUCAUGUAUGGCAUAUUCUAAAUUAUUGUUAAGAAUAUUCUUUAUUUAUGAGGUUGAAAUUAUCAAAAAAUAAUUAUAUUAUUUGGUUCUGAUUAUAUAACACUGUAUUUUAUAAGUUAUUGUUAUUUUAUAUUUAGGUAAAAAUUAUAUAUAUAUAUAUUAUGAAACUAUUAGAAAUAUUAUUAGAAAUGAUAGUUUUAUUUUUCAUAUAGAUUUUUAUUGUAUUUAUUUAUUUAUUAAUAUAAUUGAUGUUUGGGAUGACCAAAAAACAUUUGUUGUACACUUUAAUCAUUAAUGGUUUUGCAAUAUAACAUUGGUUAUAUUCGAUAAAAAUAUAUAUUAAUGUAUUGAUA
Rhopalosiphum padi (bird cherry-oat aphid) is the source of this 3589-nucleotide messenger RNA. RefSeq names its product rab11 family-interacting protein 5 (gene Rip11). Lineage: Eukaryota; Metazoa; Arthropoda; Insecta; Hemiptera; Aphididae. Gene Ontology annotation, molecular function: small GTPase binding. Bases 299 to 1741 code for a protein of 480 amino acids. Gene Ontology annotation, cellular component: intracellular membrane-bounded organelle. The transcript is spliced from 11 exons. The record is from RefSeq and is a predicted model, not a curated record. Gene Ontology annotation, biological process: regulated exocytosis.